UGGAGCAGCGCGGAGCGCCGCCGCAGGCGCGCGAGCCAAUCGGUGACAGCGGGGGCCGCGUGCCCAAUUUGAAGCGCAGCACGAGCCGCGCGCGACAGCCGCGCUGCCUUCCCUCCGCGCGACGCGACCCAGCCGGGGCGAUGGUCCGCAUGAAGGAAAGGCUCGCUCUGAGGAUCCUCUUCAUUUCCACACUCUUCGCGCGUGGAUUCCUCUGGACGUACAGGGAAGAGGAGCGUGACGCAGACAGAGAGGUCUGUUCAGAAAAUAAAGUCGUCACAGCUAAAUAUCCGUGUCUGAAAUCUACUGGAGAGGUAACGACGUGCUACAGAACAAGAUGUUGUGAAGGUUUUAAAUUUGUUCUUGGACAGUGUAUCCCAGAAGAUUAUGAUGUGUGCUCAGGAGCUCCUUGUGAACAGCAGUGCACUGACCACUUUGGACGGGUGGUGUGUACCUGCUAUGCCGGCUAUCGCUACGACAGGGAGCGCCACCGUAACCGGCAGAAGCCUUAUUGCCUCGACAUAGAUGAAUGUGCCAAUAAAAACAAGACAGUGUGUUCUCAAAUCUGCAUAAACACCCCAGGGAGUUACAGAUGUGAGUGUGAGAAAGGGCACUUCCUGGAGGAUGAUGGUAAAACGUGUACAAAGGGAGAACAAGUGAGUUACUUUCAAAAGUCAGACAACGUGAUGAAUGCCGGCACGUGUUCGGCCACAUGCGAAGACUUUCGUCAGAUCAAGAUGGCAGUUAUUCAGCUCAAGCAAAAGAUCGCUAUGUUGCCCAACAACGCUGAGAUAAGUAAGCAAAUGACCAGCGAGAAGAUGCUGACCUCACACUCAUACCUGCCUGGACCUCCUGGACAGCCUGGCCCACCAGGGAACCCAGGGCCAAAGGGUUCCCCUGGACAUCCAGGACAGGUGGGGCCACCGGGUCCUCCAGGCCCAAGGGGACUCAUGGGCCCUGUUGGUCCGUCUCCCGAUUUGUCACACAUAAAGCAAGGCCGACGUGGCCCAAUGGGAUCCCCUGGAGCCCCUGGAAGAGAUGGCAUGAAGGGAGAGAAAGGAACUCCUGGACUUCCUGGACCCCCAGGUCCACCAGGCUCCUUCGACUUCCUGCUACUGCUGAUGGCCGACAUUCGCAAUGACAUUGCUGAGCUCCAGAACAAAGUCUUUGGCCACCAAAUGCUCCCAUCCGGGGAGGAAUUUCCUGUGGAUCCAGAGAGCUGGAGGGAGAGUCAGGACACCAUGGAUCUAGGGUCAGGAGAGGACUACAGGCAGCCUGGGCCGACCAAGGACCCGAAGAGGAAAACAGAACACAUGAUAAACAAUCCAUGAGCAAUGCUGAUUGAUUGUGACUGGAAAAUGUGGGACUUUUUAGUCACAUUACAAUAUGAUUUUUACCAAAAAAAAAUAAUCUUUUUUAUUGUAAAUAUUGGAUUUUCUCAGUAUAUUGUAUUUAAA
Molecule: messenger RNA, 1454 nt
Organism: Scleropages formosus (Asian bonytongue)
Lineage: Eukaryota; Metazoa; Chordata; Actinopteri; Osteoglossiformes; Osteoglossidae
Gene: ccbe1
Product: collagen and calcium binding EGF domains 1
Exons: 11
Coding region: 141-1328 (395 amino acids)
Molecular function (GO): calcium ion binding
Source: RefSeq, a predicted model, not a curated record